CCUCUCCUCGCCUCCCCCUCGCCUUUGCUCUGCCCCCUGCAGCCUCCCCCCCUCCCCUCUCCUGCCCCGUCCCCCUCCUUCCCUCUCUCUGCUCUCUUGUGCUGCCAAUCUUGCUUGGGCUUCUCUUCCCUCUCCUUCGUCUUCCCCGUGUUCCAGUGCGUGCGACGACUCCCCGUCUCGAGGAGAAUCUGAUAUCACGUGCUGGGUCACCGCCUCCCCUUCUUCGCCGCAACUUAAGAACUCGAUCGGGUUGUAGUCGGUGCUGCCCUUCCGCAGUGUUAGGUUGGAAGCUUGGGAACACUCCCAGCGUGAGAGAGAGAGAGAGAGAGAAAGGGAGAGAUUGAACUAAGGUAAAGCACUGUUAGAUUUUCGCACCCUGGAGGAGGCUGGCACUGACAGGGAGGGAAGGGAAGGGAAGGGAAUGUCAGGGAAGUUAAGCUUAUAGUGCUUGCUGUUUGUGUCUGUCUUCGCCCAUUGUGAACUUCCGCGCUGCAGACGCGGAAAGGAUUUUUGUUCCCUUCCGAGAGUCGAUCCGCUGAAAUAUGGUGCGGAGAUGACCUGCGGAUUGUUUUCUCCUUUUUGCUGCCCGUCGAUUGCUCGAUCGAUCUCUUGUCGCCCUGAACGGCAGCCCGUAGUGUCGAUACGGUCCAUUGUUACCAAUUCCGCCCAGGGUUUGUUACUGUUUCGUUAAAUCAUUAACAUGCCUUAUGUUCUAUGUGAAUAAAAUUGUCAUGAGUUUCAAUUGACCCGAAGAAGUUUGCUGGUGUCUUCUUGUCAAAGCCUGUUGCCGGCUCGUGGAAGUUUUGAUCAAGAGUAUUCCACCACCUGCAUCUUUGAGGAGAGCUGCUUGCUUUGCCAACUUUCCUCGCUUGCUCGGACAGCUGGUUGUGUGUCGGGGCAAAGCGUAGAGCGAGGCUCAGAGCGAGCCUUUAAGCGAGGCUUUGAGAGUAAAGCUGCGAAGGUGGGGUUGCUUCAUCGAGCUGAUGAGCAAGCGGGUGCACUGCUCAUGUUGCCCGCAUAUACCUGGAAACCAGGCAAAGGGCGAAUGGCUUCCAUGGAAAGGUUCCUCACGGGGGGCAAUUUAGAAUUCUCGCCAGAGGAGGUUGCUCGUGAGAACGAAGCAGUGAAGACCGUUCAAAAAGAAAUGAACGAAGCAGAUGAAUUCAAUCUUCUUGAAGAAGAAGAUAUGCAUGUUUUUGAUCGGGAGCCACUCGCAGAUCGUUUACCUCUGGUUUCUUGCAACUCAUGCAAGAAGCCCAUCAAAGCCAGCCAUUUUGCAGCGCAUGCAGAGCGGUGUAGGUCGAUGACUGCCUCUGAGGACACAGUUGCUGAACUUGAUGGUGGUGCUAACCACAAGAAGCCUCCUCGGAAAGCAAGGAAGAAGCUUCUUAAUGCUCAAGACAAUGCUACCAGUGUAGGAGAUCGAGAUAGACUCCAAGCUAUGGACAACGAUGAUGUUGCAAUCCCAGAUUCCGUGGGUACAUCUGCAGGUGCUUUGGAUGAGCAAGCUACUGGUCGAACUGGGUUUAGUAAGUCAAGAGGGCAGAAAAGAGUAAUGAAUAUUGGAGAAGGGACCGUUGUGAAUGCCCCUAAAUUUGGAAAAUCUCGUGUUAUUAGUGGAGUCGACGAGGGAUCCGGAGUAGCGACUGGAUCAAUUAGCAACCCGUUUUCUAGUGCAGACCUGGAUGUGCUAUGUGGGGUCUACCUCGACCAAGGAGCUCGGUGUCGGCACUAUUUAACCUGUAAGGUGCAUUCGGAGUCCAGUAAACGAGCAGUAACUGGUCGGCGGCGGCCUUAUGACAUAUUACUUCAGGAGUUGAAGGCAAGCCAUAACAGACUGAGGAGCAGCAAGGUACAUGAAUCGGAAGUUGGUCCUUUGCCAAUGGCAACGAAAAUCUACUAUCUGCGUCACAAACAGCGUCUCAGAGGUAUUAUUGGAAGUCUUUAUUAUGAAGCCUGUGCCCGGGAGUCCAGCCCGGGCACUAGUCCAAAUUCUUUCUCCAGUGAACAAGGAGCCCCAUCAGCUACGCCACCUGCACUUUCAUUAGACAACUGUGGAUUGGAAGUUACGCAACAGCUGGAUGGCCUGCAGCAAACGGCUCCUCCUCCUGCAUCUGCCAAAAAGAUGCAAAAUGGAAGGGUAAUUAUGGAAGGACAUCCAUCCCAGAUUAUGGAUCAGACUAGAGGACAUCCUGGUGGAGUUGAGUCCAUACCUGGGAGUCAACCUUCAGAUAGUACGUACUUCAUUGGUGGAGGAAUGCCGCAGAUGGGGCAGUAUGUUUACGGGAAAGGGCGUUCUUCUUCUCCUUUACUGGGCGUUGGUAACGGAGUGCUGCAGGGGUUGCUGUAAAUACAAAGCUACAACCUCCUUUUGGAGGUGUUUCUGUUACUUAGUACCCUGGACUUUCACCAGAAAGGUGUGCAGAGUUGUACCUGAGCGUGGUGCAUGCUCGUUGUGUAGGAGUUGGGCAGAUUUAAUAUCUUAGAAAUCGAGUUGUGGCUAGGUUAGUAAGAACAUUCAUGAUUGUGAUGUACAAUAAGACGCCAGGAUUGUCCAUAGCGAGAUCAGGUAAUACUGCAGUUUUUCCAGUACACGGAGAGCAGGUAGACGGCAGUAGUUGUAGAGUUUUUGAACUGGCUUUACUUCCCGUAAAUUGUCAGGAAGUUGAAGACAUAAGGCUUGUAGUACUUAACGCACUUCAAGUAUGGUGCAUUUGUACUCUGUCGUGUAAUCUUAUUGACAAUCACAAAAGAAUUGUUGCUGUGGAGCGUUGCAAGUUAUUUGCAUGAUCGAAUGAUAUCCACUUUGGACGACUUG
Molecule: messenger RNA, 2818 nt
Organism: Marchantia polymorpha subsp. ruderalis
Lineage: Eukaryota; Viridiplantae; Streptophyta; Marchantiopsida; Marchantiales; Marchantiaceae
Source: the annotation of a GenBank genome assembly